AUGGUUCGAGGGAGAUUUUCGUCCGUAACGACGAAGCUUGCCCGGCCUUUGCUGUCGCUGGAUCGAGCGCAAUGCCGGGCUCACUCCUCGCUCGCUGAGCGCCUGCAGCAGGAGCUUACCACGCGCAAGCUCCCAUUGAUGUACGACUACUUACAUCCUCAGCCCUCGCAUUUGUUGAAUUUAACGCUAUACGACAUUUUACCGCAAUCCUCGAAUACAGGCGAGGCACAGACGAGUCUACCUUCAAUCACGAACCCGUCACCGUUACCUAUCGGCCACCACUUGAUCUACUUCCCUCCGCAGGUUACUUUGUCGCAAUUACUACCGGACGGCACAGACGUCCUUCAUACACCAGGAGAUCCUUUCAAUCGAAGACUCUGGGCAGGAGGGAAGCUCCGAUUUCCCGCGGGAGCCCCUCUUCUCGAUGGAAGUCGAGCCGUCUGCAUCGAGUCCAUGCGCAAUGUGACUGUUAAGGGACGGGAAGGGGAGGAGAAAGUCAUAGUCACUAUCGAGCGACGCAUCGGCACGGUACCGGAGGGGGAGUCAGAAGCCCAAACCUGGAGUCGGCUAUGGACAGAAAAUGAAGCCGACGCGGGGGAGUCAUCUGUCAUCGAGAAUCGCGAUCUCAUAUUUAUGCGGUGCAAGACCUCGGAGCAGAUCCAAUCGGAUAGAGAGCAGUUUGGCAAACCAAACCGAAUUGUCAAAGCUCCCUCCGAGGCAACCUUCCGUCACUCUAUCCUACCGACCAAAUCAUUGUUGUUCCGCUUCUCAGCACUGACGUUUAAUGCUCACUCGAUUCAUCUGGAUAAGAAUUACACACAGAAUCAGGAAGGGUAUAAAAACCUGCUCGUGCAUGGUCCGUUGACGUUGACAUUGCUUCUGAGCGUGCUACAGCACAACCUAAGCAGACUGAGUCUUCGCCUGGAUGGGUUUGAUUACAGGAAUCUAGCGCCUCUGUUUGUCGAGGAGGAAUUGACGGUGUGCGGUAGGCCCAAGAACGAUGGCAGCAUAUGGGAUGUGUGGAUUGAGGGACCCGAUGGCGGUCUGGCUGUUCGUGGAACCGCGAGGACCUGUAGUCUGAGCUAG
Messenger RNA from Penicillium cinerascens, 1086 nucleotides. RefSeq lists its product as uncharacterized. The record is from RefSeq and is a predicted model, not a curated record. Lineage: Eukaryota; Fungi; Ascomycota; Eurotiomycetes; Eurotiales; Aspergillaceae. Bases 1 to 1086 code for a protein of 361 amino acids. The transcript has 2 exons. Gene Ontology annotation, molecular function: (3R)-hydroxyacyl-[acyl-carrier-protein] dehydratase activity. Gene Ontology annotation, cellular component: mitochondrion.